AUGAGGCAACGCAAAUGUACGCAGGUAUCCAUCGAAACGUUCGUGUGUCCGAGCCCUGCCAAGCGCGUAGCUGAAGACGUGCAGAUGAAGGUGCCUUUCCUACCACUGACAUCUCCACAGGAACCAACACCCGCCGCGUUUCGUCCCGAAGUGCCACUGUAUGAACACCAGCGUCGCUCCCUGCACCGCAUGUUACAGAUCGAGGCGCGUGUCGAGAGCGUCACCAAGUUCAAUUUUGGUCUACUGGACUAUUAUUCGAAAGGUGGAUGUUUGGCUGAUGCUAUUGGCAUGGGUAAGACAGCGACGAUGUUGGCGCUUAUCGUAGGAGAGCCACGAGAUUAUGCGGCCGGUGCCAAUUUACUCGUGGGACCGUCGCAUUUACUUGCACAGUGGAAAAUCGAAGUGGAAAAAUUCGUCAAACCGAAUGAAAUUGAAGUGGUGCUGGGCCUGAAAAAGUACAUGGAACUGAUGGAGAAUCCAGCAGCAAGAGCAGACAUUUCGAAUCGAAUGCUCGUGCUUGUGGGCGUGGAAGAAGCUGUUCAGUCGAGAAAUCAUUACUACCAGAACGGGAAAUUUUACACGAUAAAGGUAAAAGGGCAGCGAAAGCCUCUGUCUGUGGAGCCUACUGCGUUGCAGGAGUACAAGGAAGCAGCUAAGUUUGUGCACAAAGCCUAUUGUGGGCCGCUGUGGGUAACCCCACUGCAUCUGCCGCAGAAACCAUGGAGACGGGUGAUUUUUGAAGAAGUGCAAGAUUUAGUGCUGCCUGGAAAGAGUGCGAGAGACUGCUUUAUUCAGCUCACACAUAGGUGUUUGAAUGUGUGGCUGAUUACCGCAACGCCUUUUCCUGGCAAGACGGAGUCAAUGUACGCAAAUAAUCAACUGUUGGGAUUCAAAAGGCUACGACUGCUGCCGCACGAUCCUGCAUUUGAUGAAAUUAAACGGAAACUUUAUCUUCGAAACUGUGCACAGGUAAAGCAGCAAGCAAUCACGGAUAAAAUUAAAGUGGACGAAACCUACAUCCCUAUAAAGCUGCACCCCAAGGAAAUGUUGCUGUACAAGAUUGAGCAAGUCCUGGCCGCGAAUCAAUCCGAAUACGACGUUUUUGCUCUUGAUGAUGUUGACGUGUUGGAGGCUGGUGGAAGAGAGGGUACGACCGCUGUAGUUAUUCCAGAUAGGUCACCUGUAUGCGGUAAGGAUGCGCUGUUAGGGAUGCAUUGGACAGAACAGUACCAAUCCGCACGACAAAGUUGUGUGCACGCUGCCAUUUCUGAUCGGAUACUCGAGCGGGAGCGUGGAGGCAAGCAUAACGACUCGAAGGUCAGCAUGGCAUCAACGCUGGUCAAAAUCAAGAGCCCUAGCGAGGUGUUUCGCGACGAGAACUAUCACUUAAAGCGGCAGUUGGCUGUGGCAACCAAGCGAAAAGAUGAAGUAAAUGUGAUGGAGGCUGCGACGCGUAACACAGUUGAUAUUUGCCGUGCCAUUCGUUUAAAUGCGUAUGCUGAUGUGCAAGAGUGCUUUCAAGACUUGAAUAGAUCUGGUCUAAGCAACUUCUUCAACGAAAGUGGAGAGACUGAAGCUGGUUUCCGGAUGCUGUACAAGCACUAUCAGUCUGGUGAUGACAUACCUGAGCCAAUGGAGCUGUUACUUUACCACGAAAGUGAGAUUGAAGACUAUAUUCUAAAACACUUCAACACGAUGAACAAAGUGGAAAAACUCGCCAAGAUUAUGAGAUCCACGUUGAACGAACGGUGUCCACGUGCUCGCGCUAUCGUUGAAGAGCAGUUCAAACAGAUUACUGACUGCGUGGCGCUAAUCAGCUCAAAAAUGGUUUGCGAAAGUGAUGAGGAAAUGCCAGUGUAUGGCAGCAAGAUAUCAGCACUGGUGCAAUACUUGAGCCGCCGGCCAACGAUUAAAGUCGUGGUCUUUACGAUGUGGGAUCAAGUACUGCGUGUAGUAGACAAGGCGCUUCGUCUGGCAAACAUCACAAGUGCUGUGUUUUUGCAGCACCAGUCGAGCGAGACCAAGUCCGCACACGUCGCAUCUUUCCAUAGUGGAGACAUUCAAGUCCUUAUCUUAAACUCGCUCACAAGUGCGUCUGGGAUCAACCUGCAAGUGGCAUCACAUGUUAUUUUCCUGGACCCGGUCGGAUUCAGUCCCAUGCAAGCCAGUACAUUGGAGCAACAGGCUAUUGGUCGUGUGCUGCGAAUGGGUCAAACAAAUGAUCUCGUGACUGUCGUCCGGCUCGUUGCUGAGGAUACGAUGGAGGCUACGCUCUACAAUGACAUCCACGUAGCAACUACAAAGGCCGUUGCAGCAGACGAUACCUUUUUUGACGGAGAACGCGAAGAUGCGUACGUGUGUGCCGACUUUGAGGCACCAGUUCGACGCGUAGUGCGCAUGUUUGCCCCAUCUUCAGAUGGAGCCGAGACACAGGAUGAGGAAUUUCAAAUCGAGGGGUCCAUGUCAAUUGAGGAAGCCAUCACUCAUCGGAUCGAGCAAGCUGUGGCAAAAGGCGAGGUCUUUGAUCUCACGGAAGACACGCCAAUGGACUUGAAACAGCAACGAGAUGCGGCUCAAGACAUCUCACAUCAACGCAAGAAACAACGAACUCGUGGAAAAGCAGUGACCGUCGCAGCAGAAGCUUUCGGUAGUGGAGAAGUCGUUGUUAAAAAUGAACCACGACGUGCUUCGAGAUGA
Peronospora farinosa is the source of this 2697-nucleotide messenger RNA. The record is from the annotation of a GenBank genome assembly. NCBI's taxonomy places the organism in Eukaryota, Oomycota, Peronosporomycetes, Peronosporales, Peronosporaceae.